CCCACAAGUCAGAUUGCCCGCCCACAAAUAACCAUCUGAAACCCUGCUCGACUCCACAAACUUUUGGUGUCGAAAAUCCACGCUGACACGAGUUCUGACGACAAACUUCGAUAACCACAAUACGGGUCCACAGAUAACGAGACCAUGGCGAAGGAGACCGAGAGGACCGGCCUCGCACGGGGUCUCAACAAGGGUCACAAGACGACGGCGCGCGUCAACAAGCCCCGGCCGUCGAGGCAGAAGGGCAAGCUGAGCAACCGGACCCAGUUUGUUCGAUCGCUCGUCAAGGAGGUUGUUGGGCUCGCGCCCUAUGAGCGCCGCGUGAUUGAACUGCUUCGCAACGGCAAGGACAAGCGCGCGCGCAAAUUCGCCAAGAAGAAGCUUGGCACGUUCAACCGGGCCAAGGUCAAGAUCGAGGAGCUCCAGCGUAUCAUUACCGAAUCUCGCAGGGCUGGUGGUCACUGAACGAGCUUACGGGUAUCAUUGCCGGCCCACUGUUGAGGUGCCAAAGGGUUGUAGCACCAUUGGCAUACGACUAGAGCGUUUCCCGGCGGAAUAGAACGUUCUGCUUGUUUAGCUGAUUUUUCCCUUGCGGCGGCGAAUGGAAAUGAUAUAUCACACGCAACUCUUCUCGGGUGUGUAAAACGAGGCAUUGAUUCAAGGUAUA
Thermothelomyces thermophilus ATCC 42464 is the source of this 667-nucleotide messenger RNA. RefSeq lists its product as uncharacterized. The record is from RefSeq and is a predicted model, not a curated record. The transcript has 4 exons. NCBI's taxonomy places the organism in Eukaryota, Fungi, Ascomycota, Sordariomycetes, Sordariales, Chaetomiaceae. Gene Ontology annotation, biological process: cytoplasmic translation. Bases 145 to 465 code for a protein of 106 amino acids. Gene Ontology annotation, molecular function: structural constituent of ribosome. Gene Ontology annotation, cellular component: cytosolic large ribosomal subunit; ribosome.